AUGCUGCUCGAGCGAGUGCGCGCGACGUGGAGGCGGCAAUUUCGCGUGUGCUGGCAGCCAUUUCGCCGGCACGCAGGGCGCAAUUUGAUUGUCAGGACAACGCGCGGUGGUGAAGAACGGUCGUCGGCGGCCAAGACUGGGUGCGAGAAGGCUGGGCGGAUUGGCGCGCCCCGGCGAGCGGCCCUCACCACCUCUGCAUCAUCGCUCGCCUUCUUUUCCUCAACACCACCCCAAGGCGCGCACGCCGUCCACACCAACGCCUCGCCGCCGACCGCUCUCACGCCCUCCCCGCUGCAUCUCAACGCACCGCGCGCCCCCGCCGCCUCGCUCCACCCCGCCGGCCGAGGAACAAAGCCGCCCCACGGAUUGCACCUGUCUGCGCCGUUGCGCGUUGCUUCCGCCGCCUGCCUGCCGCACUCGAGCGCCCCGGCCCCGCGUUCCCGCACCCAGGUCAUCGCAGCCUCCACGCAGCCCCUCGCACAAUUUUCCAAAAUACCGUUGGCCGAGCGCAAGGCGGAGGACGGGCUUGAGGGGGUGCAGGGGAGUUACGGCGACGGCGCCGACGGAGCGAAGGGGAGGAGUAUGCCCGGCAUCGUCUCGAUGGAUCGAAAUGGCGCGCAGGGCGCCAGCUUGGGCAAGCUGGAAGACAGAGCGCUGGCCGCAUCCGCCGCCGCGCACUCCAAGCUCAAUGGCGAUGUUCCUCUGCCGCACGUCGACCGUCCCUCGGACAUGAACGGCAAAGCCAUCACGAACGGCGCAGCCUCGCUGUCGCAAUCCCCGGCUGCCAACCACUCGCAACUGCCACCGGAGCUGACCCACUUCACCGAGUUCUACAUGCCCUUCGGCAAGCUCGUCGAGAGGGUCGCGCAAGAGACGAACGUGUCGCUCGGUGAGCUCCUGGAUAAAAUGAGCAACCUGCAGGUAUCGUCCGCUCCUGUGAUGAAUGGCAUCAAUGGGCACGCCAUGAACGGCGCCACGCCCCAGUCUCGGGACAAUGAGGAAAAGAAGACAUUGAUGUUGAACUGGGCGUGGGGAGAGAGGGAGAAGUUCAUCAAGCUUCUCGUGCUGUCCAAGUGGAGUCGCAACUGUGAUGAUGUGAGCAAGAUGAUAGACCUGAACGCAUGGUUGACGGAGCAAAUGAACCAUUAUGAAGAGGCGCCUAAAUGGAUCGGCCAAUUGAAGCUCAAUAUGGACCCCGCAAAGGCUCCUAAUCCGGAUCUCAAGACCGCGCUCGAGGUGCUCAGCACCGGCAAGGCCCCUUGGAUGCCAGACUUGGGCUACAUUCCCGCCGAACCACUGACUCCACAGCAAAUGCUCAAGACUGUCACCAAUCUGAAUGCGCUCUUGGCUAUCCGUAUCAACCUGCAUGAGGAGCUGCCGCGCCAUAUGAAAGACUGGUCCAUCGCGAGCGGCCGCGCCACAUUCCGGGUCCCAUCUGAAUUCGAGCUCGACGUUUCUAUAGCGGACGAGGACCCUGCCUCCCCGUUCUUCAUUGUCGACGUGCGAUUUCUGUUCACUCCCAAGCCAGAGGUUCCAGAUGGUUGGUUUCGGGAGUGGGUCGAGCCCGAGGCGAACACUGUUUUAGCUAGCUCGGGCCUGAGCGGGAUCUACGACUGGUUACAUGGCUUUGUGCUAACACAUAAGCUCACGACGCUCAAGAUGCAAGCCUACGAGCUCGCGCAGACAUCCUGGGCCAACUCCAUCCAUGUCCAACAGGUUCAUCGUUCAUUGACAGUACAAUACUGGACUGGUACCUCUGGAGCGAAAAGUUGGAUAGAGAUUGGCAUCUCCAGCGGCAAAUCCAAGGACGGGAAAGUAUCGUGGCGUGGUCCCAGCCCGCCCCAGCUCUCUCUCCGGUGGACGCGUAAAGGAGUGCCAGUCGAGAAUAUCCCUAUCGAGAUCGAUUGGACCGACCUAUCGUUGGAGAGAAUACUGAAAGCCAUCAUCGCCUUGCAUAUCAGCUUCAUUUUGGACUCAAUACGCGACCAAUUAUCCACCCUGUCCGAGAAACGAUCUGGCCUAUCGAUGGAGGCAAUCACUUCAACUACCGAACCAGCUGACUGCUGCUUGCGCCUGCUACCAGGCCGCAUGGCUAAGGCGACAGAAGUGAGGAUAGAUCCUAUUUCCGGAGGACUAUCCUUAAGACCAGUAACACCCUUCUCAUUGCACUUGGAGAGGGAUAUAAGAGACAUUGCCACAGAGGCCGCUCCAAGGAUCGAGUCAUUGAUCUGCAACGAUCUUCGGAAUCGGGUUGACAAGGAGGCUAAUAAUGCGGGCUGGACGAAACUCCGCCACGUCAACAUUCGACCUGAUGCUACAAGCGAAGCAGUAAAUCAGAAGGUGGUUGCUCAGAGCUUCUAUCGCUGCCAAAACUGGAACUCGAAAUGGGUGCUGGGACUAACCGUGAACCUCGAUGGAGAGAACUGGUGGCUGGUAGAAUUGUCCAACGAGAGCAUCGGAAACAGUAUCCUGGAGGUGAUUCCGCUCAUGGGAACCUCUCCCUCUGAAAGGAGACACCCAUUGUCCUACCAAUUUCUGCGUGCCGUCGAAGAGUUCGCCAGUGCUCAGUUUACAUUUGCGAUUGCGGUCAAAGAGCUCAGACGUAUGCAUGUGCCGCAUGUGCUACGCAUCCUCCGCAACCAAAAGAGGAAAAAGUAUCCUACGGAUCAUCCUACAACACAAAUUACGCCAGCACUAUACAUCAAGAGCGGCCCACUCCUUGGCGAGAAGGAGGGCCACAACAGCUGGGCAGGCGACAUACUCAGACUCCAUCACAAGGGACUGGACACAAAGACUGGCACCAUCAUUCAUGCGGUCAAGGGGCAAAUGUCACAAGGGCAUGUGGACUUCAACUUGGUAUCCUCACAAGCUGGAGACGUUUCUUUCAACAGUGACGGCACCUUUGAGGUCAGGUUGCGAACGCCUUUUGGCGAGCCCUUCCUGGAAAAAAUCAUCAACCGUCUCAAACGCAUCGAGCGUCUUGGCAGGAUCGUUGAUGUUGCCAAAGAUCAGAAGCUGCACUGCUCCCACAUCAGCUUAUCCCGGGUCGUGUUCCGCUACUGCGGCAACUACAAGGCCGACAUCCGCUUCCCCGAGGGCUCGCCUGUUGAGCUUCACAUCUCUCCCAACAAUCCCCAUCGCCGGGUCGCAGCUUUCCUUAGGAAUGUGCUCAACGACCGGGAUAGCAGCAAGUCUUUUCCUUACUUCAUGAAAAUUCUUUCACAAACUGUGCCAUUGCUCAGAGGAUUUGAGUCGAUGGAAAACAGCGCACCCGCUCCGGCUUCUAUACCUCAACCCUACAUCAACCCCCGCAGCUUGGACUGGUAUCGCCUCUCCUACGAAAACCCCCUUACUACUUUUGAUAUCCGGUUACGAACUCGACAUGACGCAAUGGAAUGGCACAUUCACGAUUCAUCGAACCAGCAGGCACACCCCCGCUCUCCAGAAUUCGCUGCCGCGAUGAAGGAGUUCCUCAGGCAAAGCGGCGAGAAAUGGAUUGGUGUGAGAACUGGUAUCGUGGCGAGAAUCGAUGGUGUGGAAGAGGCAUUGAAGAAACUGGAUGAGAUAGUCAAGAAACACCAGAAGCCGGUCGUGGACCGACCAGUCGGUGGCACUGCGGCCGCCGCGCAGCAACCACCCGGUCCUACCCAGCAGAAUUCUCAGCAGAACAAGCCGCAGGCGCAGGGCCAAGCGAAGCUGCCGAAUCAACAGCCCGCCGUGAAACCUGAUCCGGAAGUCAUCAUGCUGGAUUGA
Lasiodiplodia theobromae is the source of this 3753-nucleotide messenger RNA. RefSeq names its product Mediator complex subunit Med14. Lineage: Eukaryota; Fungi; Ascomycota; Dothideomycetes; Botryosphaeriales; Botryosphaeriaceae. Gene Ontology annotation, molecular function: transcription coregulator activity. Gene Ontology annotation, biological process: regulation of transcription by RNA polymerase II. The transcript is spliced from 3 exons. The record is from RefSeq and is a predicted model, not a curated record. Gene Ontology annotation, cellular component: core mediator complex; mediator complex. Bases 1 to 3753 code for a protein of 1250 amino acids.